This is a messenger RNA of Gracilinanus agilis (Agile Gracile Mouse Opossum), 1641 nucleotides long. Its product is annotated as calreticulin-like. The transcript has 9 exons. The coding region runs from base 1 to 1641 and encodes 546 amino acids. Gene Ontology annotation, biological process: protein folding. The record is from RefSeq and is a predicted model, not a curated record. Gene Ontology annotation, molecular function: calcium ion binding. Gene Ontology annotation, cellular component: endoplasmic reticulum membrane; endoplasmic reticulum. NCBI's taxonomy places the organism in Eukaryota, Metazoa, Chordata, Mammalia, Didelphimorphia, Didelphidae.
AUGGCCGCUCUCUUGGCCACCUCAGCAGGCGUCCAGAGCGAGGAGGGUCCGAGCCCCAGGGCCACAGACAACCAGAGAGUCACGGGCAGCACCACGGACAACGACCCGGCCAGCACCACCGACAGCACCACCACCCACAGCACCACAGACAGCACCCCCGACAGCACAGCCACAAGCAGCGCGGCCACAGAGCCCAUCAGUUCGGGCAGAGAGAACGCUGUGGGCAGUGCCACAGUCAGGGACGAUGCGAGCGCCACGGCCAAGGUCCAGAACGCAGAGGGAGGGAGUGCCCCAACCACAGCCACGGCCACGGCCAGUGCCAGUGCCGGGGGCAGGGCCGGGGGCGGGGGCCCAGCCAGCUCUCCGGGGCAACAUUGGCAAGAGUGGCGGAGGCGAGUCUACUUUCGAGAGGAAUUCGAAGACGGCGAUGGAUGGAAAAAACGAUGGGUUCAAUCUAAAUAUCAGUCAGAUUAUGGUAAAUUCAAGUUGACGGCUGGAAUGUUCUAUGGAAACAAAGAGAAAGAUAAAGGUAUCCAGACAACUGAAGAUGCCAAGUUUUAUGCCUUGUCAGCACGAUUCAAGCCCUUCAGCAAUGAGGGCCAAAGCUUGGUGAUACAGUUUUCAGUGAAGCACGAGCAGGGGAUUGAUUGUGGUGGGGGCUAUAUUAAGCUCUUCCCGGAGGACCUGGAUCAAGAGAAAAUGAAUUCCAACUCAACCUACUACAUCAUGUUUGGCCCAGAUAUCUGUGGAAUGGGAAACAACAAGGUACAUGUCAUCCUUAAUUACAAAGGAAAAAACCAUGAAAAUAAUAAAACCAUCAAGUGCAGGAUCAAUAAGGACACUCACCUAUACACUCUGAUUCUUCGUCCGGAUUCCACCUAUGGGGUCAAAAUAGAUAAUGAGCUAGUGGCAGUUGGGGCCUUAGAAGAUGACUGGGAUUUUCUACCCCCGAAAAAAAUCAAAGAUCCUUAUGCAAGGAAACCUCGAAAAUGGGAUGAGCGACCCCAAAUUGUGGAUCCUGAUGACAAGAAGCCAGAGGACUGGCAAGAUUUUGAAAAAAUCCCGGAUCCAGAUGCGAAGAAACCUGAUGAUUGGGAUGAAGCAAUGGAUGGCAAGUGGGAACCCCCUUUGAUCCCAAAUCUAAAGUAUAAGGGUGAGUGGAAGCCUCGAAUAAUCGAUAAUCCAGAUUACAAAGGCGAGUGGGUGCAUCCCGAGAUUGACAACCCGAAGUAUAAACCAGAUCCCAAUAUUUACAGAUAUUACAACAUCAGUGUCCUGGGCCUGGACAUUUGGCAGGUAAAAUCUGGUUCGAUAUUUGACAAUUUCCUCCUGACAAAUGAUGAAGAAUUUGCAGAAAAAGUUGGAAAUCAGACCUGGGGAGUAAGAAAAGACCCAGAAAGGAUAUGGAGGGAAGCCUAUGAAGCAGAGGAAAAGAAAAAACAGCAGGAGGAGACCAAGAAAAAAAUGGAAGCCGAAGAUGAAGAAGAGAAGAAAUAUGCCGUGGAGGAAGAGGAGGAUGAGGAUGAGGAUGAAGAUGUUAACCAGCUUGAACUAGAAAAAGACAAAGAGCUGAAGGAAGAAGAAAACAAGGAUAAAGGAGGGAAUGGGACCCCUGAUGUAGACAUAAAGGAUGAAUUAUAG